Molecule: messenger RNA, 1791 nt
Organism: Cloeon dipterum
Lineage: Eukaryota; Metazoa; Arthropoda; Insecta; Ephemeroptera; Baetidae
Exons: 6
Coding region: 706-1671 (321 amino acids)
Source: RefSeq, a predicted model, not a curated record
ACUGUAAACUUUUGCUGCGCUGAUAAACAUAUAUCGGUAGAGAUACAAGUCGUCUGAUUCCUAAUUAAUUUAUUUAUAUUAAUUAUUUUAUAACCUUCUCAGGUUUAUCAUUUUACUGAAGUUAAAUUACUUCUGCAAUUUUCGCAACCACCCCUAUAUAUGAAGUAUUCGCAGGUAUAUGGAAAAGCUACAGUUUUCGCCGCCGAGUUACAGUUUUCGCCACCCCUACUUUUACAUGGGAUUCUCAUAAGAACUGGCGAGAUGUGUAACGCGGCAGAAACUGUAACUUUACCAUUAUAUUAUUUGUUUCAUAUCGCGCCCAGUAACGCAGAUUCAGUAAGAAGAGUGGCUAAGUGCCAAAUUCUCGUUCAUGCCAUAUAAGACGAACAACUUUUCUAACGUAGCGAACUUUAUAAAUUAUUUAUCAUAUUAUUUAUAACACCAUAUAAAAGUCGGAAAAAUGUACCUGCGGACGCUUAAAUAACCAAUUGCCGAACCGUGUACCAGAUAUUUAAAUAACAUCCACAAAGAAUAAUCUCGAAUUUGCGUUUUUAUUUUUUAAAAAAUCUAAGCGAUACGUACACGCGCAGUGUAGAGUAAGAGAGCAGAAUACGGCACGGAAUUUUUGCUCCACCUUGAAACACAGUAUUCCCUCAUAUUCUCUGCAAGUCUGCACUAGCUGUUUGGAAAAAAGGGGCGAAAACAAUGACGUACUACAUUAAAAAUUCGUUCGUGCCCGUGGAUGAAGAUCAAAACUGGGAAUUUAAAGGGCACAGGAAUUUCAGCUCUGAUGAAAUCCCUGCUUGGAGACAUGAUGGGACAAAAGCAUGUCCAAUCAGAAAUCCAAAGGAGUUCGCCAAAUUAACAAAUGGAGUGAACAGGACCAGACAGCCAAUUUCCAGGAACAUCAAUGGCUUCUUGAACAGCGGCAAGCAUGGUACAAUCUUGAUCGGCGUUUUGGACACCGGCAAAGUGGAGGGCAUUCCCAUGAGCUCCUUGCAGAAAGAUCACCUUUUGGUGAACCUCGAGGACUGCUUGAGGCGAUUUCGUCCGUCCGUACCGCACGAUCUGGUCAAGGUGGCGUUCAUCCCCGUGGUGAAUAACGUUUCCGAGCUGCUGAGUUUUGACGCUGAACAAGCCAAAAUUUGCGAGCCAACCAAUGAAAUCAGAUUCCAACCGCACUUUCUGAGGACGUCCUCCCUUUGUUGGUGCGAGGUUUUCUCCAUGAAGCGACAGAGACAAUUCGGCCUAACUCCUCCACUUUACGUGAUCGAGAUCCGCAUCGCUGGUCUCCACCCUUCUCAGCGCACCCCCGAGGUGUCAAAGGCUAUUGCCGGCCUCAUCCCUGAUACAGCGUCACCCUUGGAGAGAUUGAGCUGGCCUGCCUUUAUCAACGAAGACAACGGAGCGUUCGUCAGGGUGUUCGCGAGUGUUGUCAAGUACACGAAGGAAGAGAUCACCAAGUUCAACAACAUCCAAACGCAGUCAUUCAUCAAAGACUCCCUCAAGCUCAUGCGGGCUGGGGAUGAAAAAUGGGAGGUGGAGAAAGAGAAGCUACAACUCCUGCUGCCUGAUUUGGAGGUGGACCUCGUCACAUUCCUUGAGGAGGCAAUCCGCAUCCAAGAAAAGCCUGUUUACAGCACCAAUCCAAUCCUGCCUCGCAAACUGUAAUGUUAUCCAGCAUUGGGCUUUGGCAGGAUUUAAAAAAAGUGGUAUAGGGAAGAUAACAAAUUUUAUUUAGAAUGCCAUGUUAUUUUCAGUCAGUACCCAAUAAAAUAUAUAAUACUUGAA